Molecule: messenger RNA, 1587 nt
Organism: Purpureocillium takamizusanense
Lineage: Eukaryota; Fungi; Ascomycota; Sordariomycetes; Hypocreales; Ophiocordycipitaceae
Exons: 2
Coding region: 471-1304 (277 amino acids)
Molecular function (GO): protein binding
Source: RefSeq, a predicted model, not a curated record
CCCCCGUCCUCGCUUCACCAGGGCACAUGCAGCUUGAGCCUUCCACCCGGCCGGCCCAUCAAGCGAGCCCCGUCUGUUGUUGCUGCUGCUGCCGCCCGCACGCAUGUGGUCGGUCGUUGGCUCCCUCCAGGAUGGGUCUGUCCAUCGGCCGGGUUCCUGCCCGUCACCUCACCAGUCCAGUCCGUCCAAGUCCCGGCAGUGCAUGGCUGUCGAACGGAGAAAGUGUCGCAAACGCACGCACGCACACACCACCAGGGAGUGGAGGGCUCCCGUCGGCUGUCACUCACUGCACUGUUGUACGUACUUUGUACCUGGGAAUAAACCUAGAUAAGACAACGCAUCGUCGCGACAUCGAACCGAGCCACCUGAGGCUCUCUCAGCCUCUUUGCACGACUGCGUGCCUCUACUCCAAUCCUCUCCCAUAACCAUACCUGUAUUCAUCUCGAGCCCCCGUGCUGUUCGCAGUCGUCAUGUCCUUUUUCAAAAACAUCACCGACAAGUUUGACAACUUGGGCAUCGGCGACAGCAAACGCGACGAGGCGGCACAAGGCACCCGCGAGUAUGGCUACCACGGUCCUGGCGACAAUCCCCCUCCCGCGCAAUACGUCGCGGCGCCGCCUCCACCAGCCUACCAGCCGCCGUCGGACAAGCCGCCCAUCCCCAGCGGCUGGAUUCCGCUCUUCGACCAGGGCAAUCAGCGCUGGUACUAUGUCGAGGAGGCCACCGGCCGCUCCCAGUGGGAGGCCCCCGGAUACACGGCGCCCCCGUCCGGCAGCGGCGACGACUCUCGCACCGGCUUCGGGGCGCCGGGCGGACCGCCUCCGGGCUACGCUGGCGGCGGCGGCGGCGGCGCGGGAUACGAGCAGCCCAGCCAGGAGAAAAAAGGCAGCGGCAAGGGUGGCAUGCUCCUCGGCGCCGCGGGCGGUCUUGCGGCCGGCGCCGUCGGCGGCGCGCUACUGCACCACGCCCUGAGUGACUCCGACUCGGACAAGGAGGGGGAGCAGCGUCACGCGUAUCAACAGCCAGCCCCCUACCAGCCGCCGCAGCCCGAGUACUACCCCCAAGCGUCGUACGCCGCCGCCGCGCCGCCGACGGUCCUCCCGCCGACGGACGCGGACGGCAGCUCCGUGUCGUCGAGCGACAGGGAGGACGUGCAGGAGGCGCGAGAGCGGUACGAGGAGGCGCUGGCGGACGCGGCCGACUCGGACGCCAGCAGCAGCGAGGAAGAAGAGCUGGAGGAGGCGCGCGAUGAGUACUACGAGGAGUACGAGGACACGUACGGAGGCGACGACGACGACUAUUGAUACCUGAAGGCGGCGGCAGUGACACCGAGACGGGGCGGGUAAAAGCCACAGAUUGAGCAUAGCACAGCCAGCAGCAAACAUUUUAGGAAAACAAAAAUCGCAGGCACACGUUUCGUGAGUAGCCACGGGCGAAAGCAACCCUCUCACUGCACCCUUGGGUGUUUCUGCGUUCAAAUCUGCUUCUGGACGCUCAUGAUGAGAUACAGGGGCCGCAGCUUCUGCACCUCGUCGGCCCUGCCGCUCGCCAACUCCUCCUCGGUGGGGAAGAACUCCUUGAAGGCGC